This is a messenger RNA of Drosophila bipectinata, 1957 nucleotides long. It is a transcript of the gene fon, whose product is annotated as fondue. The record is from RefSeq and is a predicted model, not a curated record. Lineage: Eukaryota; Metazoa; Arthropoda; Insecta; Diptera; Drosophilidae.
AAUCAUUAGUACUAUUUCGAUCGCGGGAAGGAAAGGUGUACAAAAUCCUCAAAAUGAACAAGUUCUUAAUUCUGGCCCUGUGUCUGGGUGUGGUCGCUGCAGAUUUCCAGGCUAGACAAAAACGCGAUGAUUUUUAUGGCCGCCACAACGCUGCCCACCAGCAGGCGAUAGAGCAGGCCCGCAAGAAUGCCGGCUAUGGAUCGAGUGGCUACUACGGUGGAUCCGCUGGUCAAUAUGACUCCUCCGCCGGAAACUUGGGCAACUUGGAGAGCUCCUACGAGUCUGUGGGAGUGACCGAGUCCGCCGCUGGUGCCGGAUCCGGUGGCAGCUCUGUGGACUCCAUUGGUGGAGCUGCCGGAACUCAGUUCGGCUCUGUGGACACCAUUGGUGGUGCUGCCGGAACUCAGUUCGGCAGUGGAAGCUCUUACGGCGCUAAUAGCGGUGCUGCCUUCGGUGCCGGCUUUGGUGCCCAGAACGCCGCUUCCUUUGGCUCCCAGAGUGCCGCCAACUUCGGCUCCUCCUUCUCCAGCAACGCCGCCUUCCAGACCAGCCACGCCGCCAACUUCGGUGCCUCCUCCGCCCACCAGGCCGGCAGCAAUGUUGAGUUCUCGGACAACUCGAAUGCCGGCACUAAGGUAGACUUCGGCGGUGCCAAUACCUUGGAUGUGGUGAGCGGUGCUGCCCCCGUUUCCAGUGGAAACGUGGAGUAUGUCCGCCAGGAGAAGAUCGUGUCUGCUCCAGCCCAGCGCAUCGUCUACUCUGCCCCCGCCGCCUCUGAGCAGUAUGUGCGCCACGAGGAGCGCAUUGUGAAGCAGCAGCCCCAGGUGCAAAUUGUGCAGCAGCCCGUGGAGACCGCCCACUACUACCAGCGUAAAGUGACCACCACCGCCUCGGCGCCCCAGCUGGUGCAGCCCGCUUCCUCCCGUCUCGUCGCCAACAGCGCCUCCAACUUCGGCAGCAACUCCGCCUUCAGCUCCCAGUUCGGCAGCUCUUUCGGCCAGAACUCCGCUUUCAACACCGGCUUGAGCCAGAAUGCCGCUCUGUCCUCCGGAUUCGGCCAGAACUCUGCCCUGACCUCCGGAUUCGGCCAGAACUCCGCCCUGUCCUCCGGCUUCGGCCAGAACGCCGGACUCACCGCUGGCUUUGGCCAGAACGCCGCUCUGUCUUCGGGCUUUGGCCAGAACUCCGCUUUCUCCGCAGGCUUUGGCCAGAACGUUGGAUUGAACUCCGCCUUCAAAAACUCCCAGGUGUCGCAGCUCAUUAGCCAGGCCCAGCAGAAUGCCCGCCAGCAGGCCGCCUCCGGAUCAUACACCAGCGGCUCUGGACUCUCCUCCGCCAACCAGGUGCAGGGCGGCAGUGGCUUCCAGUCCGGCAGUGGUUACCAAACCGGCUUCAACUCUGGCUUCAACUCGGCCAGCUCCUUGAACUCGGCUAGCUCCUUGAACUCUGCCAGCUCCUUGAACUCCGGCAGUAGCUUGGGCGCUCUCGUCACUGGUGAUCAGUCCCUUCUUAGCGGAUCUCUGCUCGGCUCUGGAUCCAAUGUUGGACUGGGUCUUAACGCGGGUCUGACCAGCGGCCAGCAGGCUGGCAGCUUUGGCGCCGGAUACGGAGCCGGAGCCGGUAAUGCCGGCAGCAACUACCAGACCAAGCAGUGGGAGAAGCAGUCCAAGUGGUCCUCCCAGUCUCAGUUCGAUUCUGAUGGCAAUGUGAAGAACUACAGGGAUCUGGCCACCGGAGAGAGCGAGAACGUGAAUCUCAAUGGCAAGAAGUUCGGCUACAACGCCGCCACCGCCUCUGUCGAUGACAACGGCAAGAUCGGCACCUACAGUGUUCACUCGUAAAUGGUGGACAGUCACUAAUCGAAGCUAGAAACCUUUCGUGUUCUUAGGAGGUGGCUUAGUCCACUUUAAAUGUUUUUGUAAAUUAAUGAGAAAUAAAAAAUUAAAUAUAAAUAAUU